Messenger RNA from Saprolegnia diclina VS20, 600 nucleotides. RefSeq lists its product as hypothetical. The record is from RefSeq and is a predicted model, not a curated record. Lineage: Eukaryota; Oomycota; Saprolegniomycetes; Saprolegniales; Saprolegniaceae. Bases 1 to 600 code for a protein of 199 amino acids. The transcript has 2 exons.
AUGACGAGCUUGGUGCGUGAAGUGUCCGUGUCGGUCGACAUGGACACGGGCAGCGUCAUGCCGAUCGAGACGGCGUUUGUCUUUGGCUGGAACAACUUGCUGUGUCCGACGUCGUGGCUGCGCCGCAGCAACUUUGCGUCGAGCGCGCACACGCCCGAGAGCCAAGUGAUGUUUGCGCUCUUGGACCAGCUCGACUUGCAAAUUGCAGAGGUCAUUGCCCACGCGCUCUCGCUCGGCGCCGUCUACAUUGUGUGUGACGACCAAGAGCAAGCGAUACUCGAGCUCUGCGCGGCGUACUUUCGCCGCGCAAAGGAGCUCCUCUUCCACCACCCCGGCGUCCUCGUCGUGUACGCCGACACGCCGCCCAAUGACGCAUGGUACGUCAAGUCGUGGGACAUUUCGGUCGCUGUCUUUGGCACCGAGGCCCUGCGCGCCGCCGCCCGCGCCGUUGGCCCCGCUGCGCCUUCGGUCGUCCUCAAGACGAUGGCGUUCGCGCGUGCCCAGCCCACGAUCCUCGAGUGCAGCGAUCGGCUCCGAAAGCUAAAAGCAAGCUUUGAUGAAGUGGCCUUUCUCAAGACCGCAGCCGACAUUGCCUUUUGA